This is a messenger RNA of Paramuricea clavata, 1172 nucleotides long. The record is from the annotation of a GenBank genome assembly. NCBI's taxonomy places the organism in Eukaryota, Metazoa, Cnidaria, Anthozoa, Malacalcyonacea, Plexauridae.
AUGUCAGCUGUAAACAGUACAUUGUUGGAGCACUCGAAUAGACUUGAACAAUUUAAAAAUCAAGAGUCGGAUAGCGAGGCGAUCAGAUUGAGAAACGAAAAUCUUGAACUUAAAAAGGAAAAUGGGCGCUUGACAGAACAGAUAAAUAAUUUGAGUUGCACUCUAACUGACCUUCAAGAUAAAGUGAAACAAGUGGAAGAAGAGAAAGCCAGUCUAAUUACAGCUAUCUGGCUAUUAAACAAAGAAUUAGGAGUCAACCAACAUUAAAUAGUAGCGAGUCAACUGGAGAGAAAAUUAAUUCCGACGAAGCUGACGACUGUCAACGUUGUCAACAACUGAGUAGAGCCUAUCCGGAUAUUCCAACCCAAAAUAGAUAUUCUACACUAGCGAUAUCUGGACCGCAAGUUAUCGAAGAGACUGUCGAAGCCAUUCAGAGGCAAGCCAGUGGGCAAGGAUUGCAAGCUAUCGAAGUAGAAGAGCCUGUCGAAGCUAUCCAGAGCCAAGCCAGUGGACAAGGUCAAACAUCAACAUCAACACAAGACGUCGAUAAGUCGAGCGAUAAACCGAAAUCAGUUUUGAUUAUUGGAGACUCCAUAAUUAAGCACAUAGACCCCCGAAAACUCUCCAAAAAGACAGUCUAUAAGCGGUCGUUUCCAGGGAAAAGAGUCGAAGAAAUACAUGAUGAAAUAGACAAUAUACAAAUGAACGAUGAACUAUCAUAUGUAAUUAUUCAUGUAGGUACGAAUAAUCUAUCAUCCGAAAGCGUAGACUCAUGUGUUCGAAAAAUACAAAAGCUGGCUUUGAAGACCCGCAGAAAAUUUCAAAAUUCAAAGAUUGGCAUCUCCAGCAUUAUACAUAGAGAUGAUAUCAAUGUGUCGGCAAAGUUAUCUGCAGUCAAUGGAAAGUUAAAGGAGAUGGCUAACAAUGAUGACUUUGUUUUUAUUGACAAUUCGCGUAUUGAUGGAACAUGCCUCAACGGCAGCAAACUACAUUUGAACGCAAAGGGAUCGGCUUAUUUAGCCAAUAAUUUUAUAAAAUUUAUUAGGCCAUUGGGAAAACGAGCGAAGCUGCAAACGGGGUUUUUAAACCCAAUACAUCAGCUGGGACAACUACUAACCCAGCUAACAACCCAACCAACGACAAUUCCACUAUACAAGAAACCUCGCCGUUAG